ACUGGAGGCGCGCGGCCUUUCCGCUGCUUCUGGGAGGCAGAGAAGCAAAAGCAGCAGCACCAGCAGCAGAAGUCAGUUGCAGUCAGUAGCAGGAGGUCGCGCGCGCGCUGCAGAGUACGGAGCUGCGCUGCCCGGAGAGAGCGAGCACGCGAGUGUGUGGAUGUGACCGCGGGAGCGCGCGGGACGACACGCCACGCCGCAGUUCCAGGACGAGCGAGAGUGUUCGCACGUGCACGCGUGGAUGUCCGGGGAUAUUUCGCGCAGCUGGAUGAACUGGAUCAAACCGCGAGCGCUGAACGAUGGUGAAGAGUGUGCACGGAAACCGAGCUCCGUACACCCAAACUGAUCUCUCCGGUUGCUCGAGUCCGACUGGAUUUUAAUCUCAGCGGUUAUUCCUCCUCCUUUUGACUCCAGGAUUGAAGCGUUUUUCUGCCGUUUUCUCUUUUCUGGUUGCCACAUGUUUGAUUAGUGUGUCUGAUGGCUGUGUGUCCGCCCCCCAAAGCCCCCCGCUGGGGUCUGUUCGUGCUGUUAGUGCUGAACGAAGCCGCGAGGAUCACACCUUUGAUUACAGGUACUGAGGCGAGCUGUGAUAAUGAAGGAGAGGUACUGCACAUCCCUCGCAUCACUGAUGACCCCUGUAUCUCCUGCGUGUGUCGGGAUGGGAAAGCCGACUGCAAGCAGGAGAAAUGCCCUCUAGUGGCAGAAGACUGUGCUUUGGUGGUUAAACAGACAGGAGCCUGUUGUGAAAGAUGUAAAGGUUGUCAACUGGAAGGGAAGGCCUAUAACAGCUCAUAUUCUUGGACUACUCCCACCAAGCCAUGCAUCACACGACGAUGUCAGGAAGGUGUAAUCACUGAGGCAGAAAUGCAGUGCAUGGUUCCCUGCAAGAAUCCCAAGAUCCACCCCAAGAAAUGUUGCCCAUCAUGUCCAGGCUGUAUCUUUGAGGGGCGUCUGUAUAAAGAGAGAGAGGAGUUCCACCCAGAGGGGAAACCGUGCAUCAAAUGCAUGUGUACUGGAGGCCGGACGAUGUGUCACAGGGAAGUUUGUCCUGUUCUCUCUUGUCCAGCUCACCUGAGCCAUACUCCAUUAGGCCAGUGCUGUCCCAGGUGUCAGGGUCAGAGGCAGGUAUUUGACCUUUCAUUUGGAAGCUGCUUGUUCCACAGUGAGGUCUACGAGAACGGCACGUCCUUUAGCUUUGAUAACUGCACGAUGUGCACCUGCCUGAACUCCACAGUCAUGUGCAGGAAACGCUGCUCCCCAACUGGAAGUUGCCAAGGGAGCACCUGCUGUCCGGAGUGUCUGUCCUACCUGAAAACGGAGGAUGUAAAGUACUGCAGAGUGAAGAACAAAAUCUACAGGGACGGCGACAGGUGGUCAUCUGUUAACUGCACAUUAUGCACCUGUGUGAAGGGGAACAUUGAGUGUCAGCCCAAGCAGUGUGUGCCAGUCACCAGCUGCCCCCCGAAUAAGAUACUGAACCGGACCGGCUGCUGUCCUGUUUGCACUGAAAAACCAGGCGUGUGCACAGUUUUUGGAGACCCACACUACAACACGUUCGACGGGCGCACGUUCAACUUCCAGGGCACAUGCGAGUACGUGCUGACCAAAGACUGCUCCGCAGCAGACAGCUUUACAGUGCUGGUGAAAAAUGAUGCGAGACGCACACGCUCCUUCUCCUGGACCAAGUCAGUGGAGCUGCGCAUGUCGGGCCUCACCGUUAGCCUGCACCAACACCUGACCGUCCGGCAGAAUGGCACUCGCAUCGCCCUGCCGUUCCACAGUACCGGCGUCCACAUCGACCUGGAUGGAUACCUGCUCAAACUCACCACCAUUGCAGGCCUGGAGAUUACGUGGGAUGGGGACAGUCUGGUGGAAGUUGUGGCUGCACCCCACCUAAAGGGCCGGCUCUGUGGCCUCUGUGGAAACUACAACGGGCAUAAGCGGGACGAUACCAUGGGUGGCGACGGGCAGUUUAAGUUUGAUGUGGACGAGUUUGCUGAGUCUUGGCGAGUAGAGGGUAACGAGGUGUGUGAGCAGCCAGCCCGCAGACCUGUAUCCUACCUUUGCCCUGCAUCUGUCAAAGUGAAGCUCCGAGCCCACCGCUCCUGCCACAAACUCAAGUCCUGGGAGUUCCAAAAGUGCCACCCAGUGGUGGACUUCGCCAAUUUUUAUAGGUCAUGUGUGACAGACAUGUGUGAGUGCCCAGUCCAUAAGAACUGCUACUGCGAGUCCUUCAUUGCUUACAGUCGGGCCUGUGAGAGGGAAGGAGCACCUGUUCUCUGGAAACCAGAACAGUCUUGUAUGACUACCCAGUGUAAACACGGCGCCAUCUACGACACUUGUGGUCCCGGUUGCACCAAAACCUGUGAUAACUGGAACGAGAUCGGCCCAUGUCUCAAACCCUGCGUGGCUGGCUGCCACUGUCCGGCGAACCUGGUCCUCUUCCAGGGUCGCUGCAUCAAACCCACCUCCUGCCCUGGCCGGUGACCCUUGUGACCCUGCUGAGGAUGCUGGGAAUGUCCAUGCCUGAGACUGGAGAGAUGAACCAGAUAUGCUUCAGGACAGAUGUGUUGUGUAUCUUCCCAGGUGUGACCUGAUGUUACCAACCCUGCGUCUGAUCAGGGUGUGGUACAGAAAACCUUCACUUUGGCCUUUGCCCUCCCUUCACUGUGUCAGUCCACACUAGCAUCUGUAGGACCCUCUGUGCACUCUGUUUAGAGGAAUACUCACAUCAGAGGAAGUGGAACAACUCACGUGACCCCUAUGCUAGCCUAUGCAUGCAUAAUGAGUCACACGUGAGCCAUUAUUGGUGUGGAUUGAGGCGUGUGGUGGUAUCUGGCCUCUGGACAACACAGAACCUCAGACUACAGGGAAGAUGUCAAACGUACACUGAACUCUGACAAUAAAGGGAUGCAUAUAAAACCAACAUGGAACAGUAGACCAACUUGGAAUUCAAAGAAGCUAAUUUUAUUAACGUUGAUGUAAAGGGAACUAUUUAUGUAUUUGUUUGUUGUUUAGAUUGUGCUGUUUAUUUUGUUUAUGCUGUGCCCACAGAGGAGCACCAAGAUGUGACCUGGCUCACAGGGAAAUGUACUGUGUAUUUGUUUGUGUGCAUUUAUUUGCACAUUUGAGUGUUUGAGUGUGUGUGGCUGUUUGUCUGUGUGAGUUUGUGUGUGUGUGUGUGGUGAAUUUUCUUUCACAACUUUCACUUGACUGGUAAGCAAUUAUUUAUAAACAGCAACACCUAAUCCUCUCGAAGAAAUGAGCUAAUUUCUUUAUGUGCUGCUGCUGUUUCUCUGGGCGAGUUCAUUCUAAGAUGGACCAAGUGCCUUCAGGCCUGAACAGCACCCUGCAGGAGCGGCAAGGGCCAAGGACUCAAAUUCAGGUUCUGUAACAGCACAGAGGGGCAAAAAAGGUUAGCGUUUGCCCCUAUGGUGGCAAAAAAGAUCAAAUUGCCAAAUCCUCAGAUUGGCUUUCCUUAUUUAAAAUGUGGAACAACUAACACGGUACCUGAUUAUCUUGAUGAUGAUGAUGUUGUUGAUGAUGAGAUGUUAAUGGCAUAAACAAUAAAACAAGUAUUCACUUUAAA
Messenger RNA from Astyanax mexicanus (Mexican tetra), 3589 nucleotides. It is a transcript of the gene bmper, whose product is annotated as BMP binding endothelial regulator. Bases 478 to 2487 code for a protein of 669 amino acids. The transcript has 14 exons. NCBI's taxonomy places the organism in Eukaryota, Metazoa, Chordata, Actinopteri, Characiformes, Acestrorhamphidae. The record is from RefSeq and is a predicted model, not a curated record. Gene Ontology annotation, molecular function: protein binding.